AAUAAACUCGUCAAUGUGCUUUGAAUGAUUGCAUGAUAUGCAAAUGAGAUGAAAUAAGGCAAUACAGCUGCAGUCCCGCCACUCAGAAGCAUCACUCAUCACCGGGCUGCUGAGGAGUGCCUGCCCAUCCGAAAGAAUGGAUCAGAACGGGACUUGCAACAAAUGGCUGGGAAUAGAGGAAGCCCUAGAAAAAUACUUUCUUCCUACCGUCUAUUCCAUUGAGUUUGUCGUUGGCAUCCUUGGGAACGUGGCUGUUGUUUUGGGCUAUCUUUUCUGCCUAAAAAACUGGAAGAGUGGCAAUAUUUACCUCUUCAAUCUUUCCCUUUCUGACCUCACCCUCUUAUGCACGCUCCCCAUUUUGGUUAGACAGUAUGCCCAUGGGGAAGGGGCAUAUAUCCUGUGCAUAAGUAACAGGUACUUGCUCCAUGCCAACUUAUACACAAGCAUCCUUUUCCUUACAUUUAUCAGUAUUGACCGGUACCUGCUGAUGAAAUAUCCCUUCCGGGAACAUUUCUUACAAAAGAAAGAAGUUUCGGCCUUGAUCUCUGUGGCCAUCUGGAUCUGGGUGACCCUUGAGCUUCUACCAAUCCUCUUUUUCCUUGACCCAAAUGAUAACACUACCUGUAACGACUACGCGAGUUCUGGAAAUCCCGAAAUGAACCUCAUCUACAGCGUGUGUCUGACUUUCCUAGGGUUCCUCAUUCCACUCUUUGUCAUGUGCUUCUUUUACCUGAAAAUUGUGCUUUUUCUGAAGGAGAGAAGCAGACAACUUAGCACUUCUCUCCCCCUUGAGAAGCCUCUCAAUUUGGUCAUCAUGGCAGUGGUGAUAUUUUCAGUUCUCUUUACCCCCUAUCACAUCAUGCGAAAUGUGAGGAUAGCAUCCCGCCUGGAGGUCUGGGAGCCGACCAAAUGCGUAAAGGUCAUCAUCAACUCAUUCUACAUUCUGACCCGGCCCUUGGCGUUUCUAAACAGUGUGAUCAACCCUCUCUUCUAUUUCCUGAUGGGGGAUCAUUUCCGGGAGAUGAUGAUCAGCCAAGUGAGGAUUAUCUUCAAAUUCAUUAGAAGGUGACCCUGCUGGCCUGCUGAGGCCAUCCUUCAAAGACAAAGGGGUUCCACUUUCUUCAGGAGAGCGCUUUCUUGUUUCUCUGGUAGGUCCCAUGGAUUGUUGACUUGUUCGUUGACUCCAAGUGGGUUUUAGCUCUGUUCCCUACAACAUGGAUCGACUAACUUAUAUCUCUGAAAUGGAAGCCUAUCUUUUUAAUACCAAUAGACCUGUGGCAGUGUUACAGGUGUGAGUCAAGGAACUCUGUCUCUGAAGAAAUGAAAUUGCAGAUCACCAAUAGGGCAAUGGAGAGUUACGUGGUGGAGGAAGGAAAAGGGCUAUAUGAAUGUCAUCAUUGUGAUGGAAAAAGACAAUGGGUUGUUCCUGUGAUGAGAGAAAGGGCUAGGUGGUCUAUGGCAUUGACAAUGGCUGCUCCUCCCCACCUGUCCAACACAUUGAGUCCCAUCUCUCUAAGCAAAUGAUGGGAACAACAUAGACAGUGCAAUCAAAUCUCUAUCACUAGAGGGAUGACCAUGUUACGAAGAAGACUCGGUCCAAUGUGUAGAGAAAUAAAAGGGUGGACAGGUGGAACUAUGUGCUUUUUAGGUUGUAAUCUCUUGUUAUUGUCAAAAAAAAAUGAGUGUGGACAAAAUUAUUGUUCCUUCUCCAUGAGGAAAUUGGUCAGUAGAGAAGAGGCACGGGAAGGAGAAUGCUGACAAAUUGAAGGAGUACAGUACUAAGGAAGGGAGAGAAGGUUCAUGCCCUCCUUCAAAAUCCUUUUCUAUUUCUUUGCAUACAUAUGGUAUUUCCUUCUGGAGAGUAAGCCUCCUGAGAACAAGCUGUUUUUUUUUUUUUUUGCCUUUGUUUACCCAGUUCUUAUUAUGGGGAUGGAAAUCAAAGCUUAAAACUCUACUAUAACUCUGAGACAUUCAGUGUAGUAAGUGGUCAAUAAAUGUUAAUUUCAGGGAUAUGCGAUAUGGUAUAUAUAUUAAAUAUAGUAUGGGUGGAUGGGAGAUGGGGCAAAGGGACAAUCUGGAAGAAGCAUCCCUUUCUCUGUAGUUUUCUAGCCACCACAUAGUGCAGACCUUUGUGACCUUCUCCUGGAGCAUUGCAGGAAGCUUCUCACUAUUUCCCUGUCUCAAAUCUCUGCCCACUGCAGUCCAUUCUCUAUCCAGCUCCCGAAGUGAUUCUUCUAAUUAACCAUCUCAUACUCCCUACUCAAAAACUCCAAUGGUUCCUAUUACUUCCAUGACUAAAUAUAAAGUUCUGAUUUCCAAAACCCUUCAGAAUCUGGCCUUCCCGAUCUUCUUCCCUUCCAUGCCUUCUAGGAUCCAGUGACUUCCUUUGGUUCCUUGAACAUAGCACUCAAUUUAUUCACUGCUGGCUUUCCCCACUGGCUGAAAUGUUCCCUCUCCUCACCUCUGUGUCCUGACUUCCCAGGAUUCCUUUAAGAUUUGGUUCAAAAUCCACUUUCUGAAGAAGGGAAAGGGACCUGUAUGUGCCAAAAUGUUUGUAGCAGCCCUGUUUGUAGUGGCUAGAAACUGGAAAAUGAAUGGAUGCCCAUCAAUUGGAGAAUGGCUGGGUAAAUUGUGGUAUAUGAAUGUUAUGGAAUAUUAUUGUUCUGUAAGAAAUGACCAGCAGGAUGAAUACAGAGAGGCUUGGAGAGACCUACAUGAACUGAUGCUAAGUGAAAUGAGCAGAACCAGGAGAUCAUUAUACACUUCGACAACGAUAUUGUAUGAGGACAUAUUUUGAUGGAAGUGGAUUUCUUUGACAAAGAGACCUGAGUUUCAAUUGAUAAAUGACGGACAAAAGCAGCUACACCCAAAGAAAGAACACUGGGAAACGAAUGUGAACUAUCUGCAUUUUUGUUUUUCUUCCCGGAUUAUUUAUACCUUCUGAAUCCAAUUCUCCCUACACAACAAGAGAACUGUUCGGUUCUGCAAACAUAUAUUGUAUCUAGGAUAUACUGCAACAUAUCCAACAUAUAAAGGACUGCUUGCCAUCUAGGGGAGGGGGUGGAGGGAGGGAGGGGAAAAAAAAAUCGGAACAGAAAUGAGUGUAAAUAUAAUGUAAUUAUUAAAUAAAAAAAUUUAAAAAAAAACAAAACAAAAUCCACUUUCUGGAAAAGGUCAUACAAUGAGUGUCUUCUCUCUGAGCCUCCCAUUUAUUGUGUCCAUGGUGGUUUGUAUAUUGUCUCUCAUUAGAAUGUGAGCUCCCUGAGAGCAGGGAUCAUGUUUUUGCCUUAAUUUGUACCCCCAGCCCAUGACAUAGUGCUUGGAACAUAGCACUUAAUAAAUGCUUGUUAUCUUGCUGA
Messenger RNA from Antechinus flavipes (yellow-footed antechinus), 3359 nucleotides. RefSeq names its product succinate receptor 1 (gene SUCNR1). Gene Ontology annotation, molecular function: G protein-coupled receptor activity. The coding region runs from base 137 to 1069 and encodes 310 amino acids. Lineage: Eukaryota; Metazoa; Chordata; Mammalia; Dasyuromorphia; Dasyuridae. The record is from RefSeq and is a predicted model, not a curated record. Gene Ontology annotation, biological process: G protein-coupled receptor signaling pathway. Gene Ontology annotation, cellular component: plasma membrane. The transcript is spliced from 2 exons.